AUGAUCGUGAUGCUAACGAUGCGGAGCUGGGCUGAGGACACCGCAGUUGACCCAACGCCGACCACCGUUGAAACAAACCCUGAUGACACCGAUCUGAACGCUUUAUGCGAGCCCGCGUGCAAUCUUGAUCUAAACCAAGGUUGGGGCCAAACUGUACUGGACAAUAUGCUAGAUGCGAUUAAUCAAACGCGAACGAACUUGAGUUUCCGCCGUAUUCUGGCUAAAACACCACUCGGUAAUACUCGCAAUUGUGAUGUCACCAUACAAUUGGUUGAUGGAGGAGGGCGACAAUACGUAUGCGAUGUCAAUAUCUACGAUGACGGCACCAGUACCCAUACAUACAAUAUCGGUAGAGUGACCGGCUGUUAA
This is a messenger RNA of Medioppia subpectinata, 369 nucleotides long. NCBI's taxonomy places the organism in Eukaryota, Metazoa, Arthropoda, Arachnida, Sarcoptiformes, Oppiidae. The record is from the annotation of a GenBank genome assembly.